GCUAACUUCAGGACAUGGAAAGUCGAUUCACUUCACAGUACGCUGUUUUGUCAAACGCAUUUGUGGAAUUAUAAACAUCUACUUUCUAGCUUACAAUUAUUACAGAUUUUCACUUACUACGGUUAGAUGUUGGAACAUGAGAAAUGGUCAUUUUCAAACGCAAGCCCAAUUAUAUGUUUUAUUUUUGUAACAACUUGUAACAACGCCAUACUACACAACAGCUUUAAUCCUGAUCAGUUUUUGUCUCCAAAAACUUUUCUUCGAAUUUUUAAUUGCAGUAAAACAUAUUACUAAUUCUUCCUCUAAAAUUGCAUAGUUUCUAUUAUUUAUGUUGAAUGUUAUCAACAAAAUAAACUGAAUUCCGUUAAUAUAAUAGUAGAUCAAGGCAGAAUGCCGCAGAUUAGACUUGAUCGUGAAUCUCUGCCUUAGUAUAUAUUUUAACGUUGUAAACUUCUAAACAAGUAUGGUUGAUGAAGAUGUGCAGUCUUUACAUGUAUACCUUCAGUCGAAGUAAGCAUCAUUAUCUAAGCGUCAACUUGAUAUGCUCACCCGUACCCUGUACCCAAGUUGAAAACUUAUCGAAUACACCCCUGAUGCCUGUCGGGGAAGAUGGCGGCAGCAGAGUUGAAACCGGUCGUUGCUUUGUGUAAUCAAAUACCAAAAACCGAGGAGACGACAGUAGAUCCGCAAAGUAAACUUGACAACUACAAUUUUGAAGUAUUGGACGUGAUCUUGUGGGUCUUCCCGGUCGUCACGUUCCUCGUAAACGUCCUAACAGAUGGCCUGGUUGUCAACAAUUAUCUUUCUAGUGGUUACUCAGGAUGGGCGUACUUUACCGUCAUAUUCAUGCUGCUACCUGCAAUAAUUGUACAGCUAUUCAGCUUGAGAUGGCACCAUUCUGACGGUUCAUUGAAGUACACUCAUUGGAUGUCACACAUUAUUUUUAUGGGUGUAGUUCACAGAUACCUAGUUUUAUUGCACGCAGCAAUAGAAUCUUUGAAAAAUGGGCAAUCAAAAUCCCGGAAAGACUGGGUGCUUAGGCAGCAGAGCGACAUAUGCAUGCUUCACUUAUUUGAAUCAUUUAUGGAAUCUGCUCCUCAGAUUUUGCUACAACUGUACGUCAUGGUUGUACUUCAAGAGGCUUUAUUUUGGACCACUAUUUCAGCUGCUGCCUCCCUGUGUUCGUUAGCAUGGGCAAUAGCUGCUUAUACCAGGGCUAUGCGCAGAGCACGGCCAGAUAAAUGUGAAACUGCAUGGCCGAGUCUAACUCUCCAAGCUUUUUGGAGAGGUGGAAUGCUCACAUCGCGAAUUGCUGCAUUGGUUUUGGCAGCUGUUUGCAUCAAAGAAUGGAUAUUCUUGCUAUUAGGAAUUCACUGGCUGGGUAUGACGACAUGGGUAAUCCUACAGAAUACAGAUUUCUGUCCAACAAAAUGGGAAGAACGAAUAUACAACUGUGUAAUUGGUGUUAUAUACUGCUUUGAUUUUUUUAAUUUAUGUGAAGGACAGUCUCGGUAUCGUGUGCUUUGUUUUUAUUUGGUCACAAUUGCUCAGAAUAUUGUUUUUUUGAGUAUUUACAUUAUAUAUGUCAAAAGCUCGUUAAAGUUUGCUGUUCUUACCAUAUCAAUGGUCAUGAUUAUUGGUGGAACUGUGAUAGGAUUAAUUAGCAUGCUUCUUUAUUAUGGUAAAUUUCACCCAGCAGGGCCAAUAAAAUUGUGUGAUAGUUCAAAUAACGAUGCCGAAACUGCUUCACAAAAAACAGUGGAUAAAUCGGGAACACUUAGAUCUCUUAAGCAUCGUUGGCAUGCAUCUGUUUUGUCAAUACCACAUUCGGUUGAUUUAUCGCAAGUUACAACUGUAUCUGACGAUAUAACUGCGGAUAAAAAGUCACUACUUACUAAUAUAGUUCAAAGUUCCGAAUUCGUGGAAGAAGGAAUCGUUAACCAGAGUUGCGACGUCAGUGAUGUUACUGAAACAGUUGUGAAAGUUGUUGUGGAAAAUUCAAAUAUUAACGAAGUCACUUGUUCUAGUUCACAAAAUUAUAUUUCUACCGUACACAACUUAUCCAAUUCUCCAAAUAGUCAAAACAUGACUAAUGAAAUACUGCAUUCACAAAUUCCUGGAAAUUAUCAAAAUUUUAGUCGUUCAAAUCUGCCACAUUCAAUAAAUGUAGAUAGUGACGUAGAAGAUGAUUAUGUCGAGUGUAAUAACAUAGAAACAUUGCGGCGUCAAAAACGUAGAGGGAUAUGUUCCCCGGUUGAAUUGGGCUUGGAAACAGAUGAUUCCAAGUCAGAUGAUUUAAACUCGAGUCUACAAUCGCAGAAGCGAAGAGGGAUUUGUUCCUCAGCGCAAUUAGGCCUUGAACUAGUUACAGACGAAGACAAUUAUGUGGAAAAAAAUUUCAAAUUUGAGAAACGGAGACCAAUGAUUGCCACUGAAUCCGAAAUUGGAUUCGAUUUGAACAGUUUUGCAGAAAAUUCUUCUCCACUCAGUCCAACUUCCACAGAACUACUAGCCCUUCAAGACAGUAUUAAAGACCGAGAGAGAUUAGACACACCUGUAAUAUCGGAAACUGAUAAAAUAUCUGAAAGCGAUAAAAUCUCGGAAGAAAUAUCGCAAAAGGAAGAAACUAUGAGUCAUGUUACUUCCGUACAUGAUUACGAAAAUGUUUGUCCCUUGGGCAUAGCCAGACCUCCUUGGUGCAUACGUAGUUGGAAAGGAUACACCGAUAUUGAGACAUAUAUUCACGACGAUAGUGUUGUUAGAGAUAGACGCCGAGAUACAUUGACAAGUUCAGCUACAGGCACUACUUUUAGUUCUGAAUUUUCCGAUCCCACUUGCACAAGUCCAGCACCAAGAAAGGGUCUCAAACGUUCGAGACAGGACGAUUACUUGGAUACCUUAGUAUACGACUUAGAAGACUGGGAAUCUAAUGUAACUUCUAACGAGGAAAUAUCAACUUCAACUUUAUCAGACAUUGACGAAGAAGAGGCUAAUUUAUUUGUUGCAAAACCAAUUGUCAUAGACGACAAAGGUGGUAUGUUUGCAUUGGAUACAAUUUUAGAAGAACGAGAAGACUCUGUUUCAAGUUCAGACACCGGCAUCGAUUUAAGGCGUGCCAAUAAUUGUUCAGUUAGUACUUUAGUCGCAACAAUUGACGAAAUAAGAAAAUGCACUGCUGAAAAUUCACCUAGGCACGUUUAUCAUCGAACCGAAUCUCAGUGGGAAGAUUUAGAUCCAAAGAUGUUGAUAAAAAAAGUACAGCUUGCUAAAGUUCUAUUUUCAAAUGAUUUUAACAAGUUUUCUCCCUGUAAAGAUGUGCCACAUUCGUCACUGUUGGAUUCCUCAUUAAUAUUCAAUAGUGCCAAAGAAAUUGAGGCAAUGAAAGAAAUGACAAAGUGUUACUCCACUGCAUCCAUCAGACGAACACCCUUAAUAAAUGCUAUUCUAUCGGACUCACCAAUCCUAGGACCAAAAGCAAAGAUCCAGAAAUAUAACAGUAUUGCCGAUGAUUUAAAUAUUUCGAAUUUGGAAGAACACAACGUUUAUGUCGAGAUGCGACCACUGAUACCAGAAAAAUCGGAUGAAGUCCGUAAAAUGAUUCCUGCCAUGACACCAUCUAAUAUUAAUCCAAGCAAUCUCCGACCUAAAACUGAGAUUGUCGAAAAAAUGACGUUAGAAAGUGAAGGUGCCCAUGAGAACUUUAUCGCUGAAGAAGCAGCGGUCAUACAAUCUUCAGAGAAUUAUCAAGCACCCUUGGUAACAUUUUCACGAGCACCUAUUUCUCCCAGUGAAACGUUUUCAAAUGGUGAAUUACCAAAAGUGCCACCGAUCGAGCCAAAAGCAGUACCACCAGUUUUGAAUGCGAAUUUUUCCUAUCCGGUGGGCGUACAUGCGUCAUAUGAAAAACGUAGACGGAACGUCAACCGGCCAAGGCGAAAAUUUUCGCUUUUGAGAGAAAGAUUUGAGCCAAAAUCUGAAAGACUGAUAUACACGGUAACACCACAAAGUAGAAAUUCGAAUUUACUCACUGAACCUAGGACAAUGCUUUAUCUUGAUCAAACAAAAUUCAGUGCAUGUGAUAAACAAAUGUCAAUUAUUUUGAAUGAUAAGUUCAAUGCCGAAGACUUUACUGCUUCUUAUGACAAAGAAAAUCUAACACCAGCAGUGACAAGUCGAAUUAGUCACUGGAAUAGUUUUAUAAAUGAACACAAUUCUUCAAUAUCCGAUAAACUUGAAAUGAAAGAUGAUAAUUUUGGUAGUCUUUCAAAUUUAAAGGAGAAGAGAAGUAUUUUUUUGAAACAAGUUCUUUCUCCACCAAAAUUUCAGAACUGGGGUAAAAAAAGGACUUUUAGUCCUAAUGCCAAAAUGUUACCGAAAGCACUUUGAGAUUAAAUUAGCAAUAUUUACUUCAGAUAGAAUUUUAACAUAUGCAUAUGUAUCUGAUCUCAUGGCCAGUAAGUAGACAUAGGAUACACCUGUCAGCAUAAAAUGACAAAUGAAUAUUUAAUGUUGCCACACUUUCAACAUUUAAACGUCAAAUGUUCCAAAUUCCUCCAUUCAUAGAGGAGACUGAAUAUAUUCUAGAAACUCGGCCUGUUAAUUUGUGACUGUGAACAGAAAAGAUUGCAUCCAAGUUGACUGAAUGAUAUUUCAAUGUAGAAUUACCGUUCUUCAUUUUUUGAGCACACAAAUCACUUUCGUAAAACUCAUACAGAAUCAAAAGAAGCAAAACCGUUUGGCUUCAAUAACAAUGAGCCUAGGGCGAAAUUGUAUAAAACCCGGUGUAGACAUUAGUAUUCACUCCAUGUAAAUAUUUUUCUGACUAAACGUUUAUUCUUAUUAAAUGAGUACUUUUUUGACUGUAAAUAUUACUCUAACAACAAUGAUAAAGGAACAAGAGGAGGAAUGAAUAUAGAUACUUGAGGUUGAAAUUUUUUUCACAUAGAGUGAUGUGCAGCAAAGUAUUAUAUUUACUAUCAGUAUAGUUUUAGAGUUCUUUUUAUACAAAACAUAAUUAUAGUCCAUAUAUGUAUAUAUACAUAUAUUAGGAUAGUAAAUAUAACAAAUAUAAUCUAGUAUAAAUGACUUGUAAAUGAUCAGACUACAUUAGCAAAUACUGCUAUUCAAAGAUCUUAAAACUGACAAGAGUUCGUUCAUUGAGUGCACAAUCAGUUUCGUAUUUGAAUAGCGAAUAUCUUGUUACAACUUUCUCCAACUGAAUAAUCUCUUCUCAUUAGCAUUCCGUAGAACAUUCUUGUUAUUAAAUUUCUUGCCGAUUCUUCCCAACUGUUCCUGAGGCAAUUUGGAUCUGUAUUUUUUAUUUUCGAAUUUACUACAAUUAGUGUUAUGUAUGACAAGAUAUUGUUGCACAACAAUCAAAUGGUCAAACAUGUGAUCUGUCGACCUAAAAAUUGUAAGUAUUCCAUUGAUUCUGUGAUGAAUAAAUAUUUUUUUUUACGUAUUGUAUCGUUCUUAAUAGCAGUAAUUAUACAUUAAUUCGUUUGUAUAUGUUCAAAUGAUUUGAUUCACGUUUUGUACAUAGGAAAAAUUAUCAAUAAUCUUUACUGAAAUGAAUAAAUUGUAGCUCAGAUAGUUGAGAAUCAAACGCAAAAUAUCAAUAUAAUAAAAAUUUGAACCCGAAAUAUUCAUGAAGAAAUGUCAGCAGUUUCCACGGAUAGCCUAGUCGCUGGACCAAUUUCACCUGUUUUUGUUGGUAGCUGUGCAUCCAAAAUCCACCGCAGGAAACGACAGAUGGUAUGUAAUUUUUUGUGAAUUUUUUUUAGAUCAAUACUAGAUUUAGAAAAUUGUGAUUUGGUAAAUGAAAACGCCCAUGGACAUCAUUAUAUAGAUACUAAAAGAAGAUAUUAUUUGUCACAUAAAGUGAUAUUACAUUGAUACACAGUAAAGUAUGACAGCUAAUAAUAGUAUGGUGUAUUAAUCUCUUUAUAUAUACAAUUAUAUAGUAUAUCGUAUAUAGUAGUAGAUGAAAAAUAGUCUAGCAGAAAUGACUUAUAAAAUAACAAAAACCUAUUAACAGCAAAUGGUGACAGUCAAGGAUUCGGAUAGUGAUUCAUUCUUUGAUUUUGAGUACAAUCAGUUUAGUAAAUAGAUAGGGAAAGUCAUCUUACUAUUACCCAAAUCAAACAUUCGCCAAUAAUAACAAAACCUAUAAUAUUCUGACGCGCUUAACUCAUUUGCUACUUACAUAAUACGGAUCUAAUUGUUUUUGUCUUUAGAUAUGAACCAAUAUCACCUAAUAAUCAAAUUGUCAGACUUAUAAAUUGCCUAGCUAAGAAGUGUAAGUAUUGCAUUGAUUCUCUGAUGAAUAAAUAUUUCCCUACAUAUCCUAUUGUGCUCUAAUAAUAAUUUGACACAAACUUAUUUAAUUCAGUUUAGAUGAUCAUGAUCCAUUUACGUUA
Messenger RNA from Neodiprion fabricii, 6419 nucleotides. RefSeq lists its product as uncharacterized. Bases 610 to 4386 code for a protein of 1258 amino acids. The transcript is spliced from 5 exons. Lineage: Eukaryota; Metazoa; Arthropoda; Insecta; Hymenoptera; Diprionidae. Gene Ontology annotation, biological process: apoptotic process involved in development; engulfment of apoptotic cell; phosphatidylserine exposure on apoptotic cell surface. The record is from RefSeq and is a predicted model, not a curated record. Gene Ontology annotation, cellular component: plasma membrane.